AUGAUGCUCGUCAGCAGCGUCGCGAAAACCGGCAAAAAGCAAAAGAUAAGGCCAGAAGACGAAGAAAAGCUAGAAGCCAGUGGCACAACAAUUCAGUAUAUUCAAACGGACAAUAUAAAUAAGACGACUAUCUCUCUCGUUGAGACCCCUUCUUGUGAGACCAUCAAGCCGAACAUAACUUUCUCCAGUCGCUCCAUAGUUGUAACUCAGACGACAACUAUCAUGAAGAUCCUCUUCUACAGGUGCCUUGUCAUUGCCUAUAACUUCAUAUGGAGAUGUGGCACGUCAAUUGAUACAAAUACAAAUGGGGGAUAUUAUUCCCAAGUGAACAGGGACGAUUGCAAAAAGAUGGUUGAAGAAGGGAUCUACACAUAUACAAAGGGUAAUGAAAGAAGGAUUUUUCUAGCCAAGGGUGGAAGGAUGAGUGACUCCUUCGUUAGCUGGGGAGGGAUAACUAGGGAUUCGUGCAAGGAAGGCCCUUCCCUGUCAGUAAAUGGGAAGAGCUUUGAAAAGCACACACAGAACACCAGACUUGAACUCACCUAUACUACAGGCACUGCGAGACUGGACAUGGAGAGCAAGGUUCUGAUGAUGCCGAAUGGAAUGAGGUGUGAAUUGGAGCAAGAGUAUUGCGAACUGGCCGACUAUGGAGAGAUCUAUUGGAAACAGCCAGUUCCUCAAUGCACUUCGUCUCAAGGGGAUCAAUCUAUCAUUUACCGCGGAGAAGCAACAUUAGCAGUUAAUGAAGCUACCAAGGAGCGUUUUGUUACUGUGGAACAAGAGGGCUACUACUUUCAAAUCAAGCUUGAAGAGUGAAUCACAGGUACAUAUAUCUGUGGUUAUCGCUCAUUCUUCACUGAACAGCACCAAUGUGUCCCAGGCCUUACGUAAUUUAGUUAGUCUGGUUACACCAAAUGAAAUGAUCAUCGCUGUCAUCAACCGACCACUUGAAAGGAUGGUAAAUAGGAGCGUUUUAGAAUUUUUCAAGAAUCGCCAUUUCGAUUCUUGAAAAAAUCUUCCGCUGUUGCUGGUGUUGUGCUACGUUUGUAAUAUAGUUGAUACGUUGUAAAGUAGAUUUAAGAAUUUUCCAUGAAUUGUGUGACAUGUGCAUCUCACAUGUCAUCAAGUUCCCUUCUUUCAAAAUUCUUACAGACCACACUCGAAGCGCAGUCGGCAUAACCUUCGUCAGUUAUCAACCCAUUGCAUUCGUAUGUCGUAAUCGGUCGUUGUACUGCAUAAACAUUUUCCCAAGCCAUAUUUCAUGACAUAACACAUUCAAAUAUCAGUUUACAAAGUCAUUAUCCCAUGGCUGUUUCUAAGCCGUAUGCGGCGCCACAGGCGCUUACGAUGCAGUCUGUCCUUAUGAACAUUUCUCUCUCUUUUAUUUACUCCUUCCCGGGUAGAGGAAAAGAGCUCAAUAAUGACAUAUUUUGAUAUUGAGAUCAAAAUGUGAUAUUGGUUUGAUUGACAUAAGAGAUAAAAAUAAUAUCUGAAAAGUGCCCCUGACACAUCAUCAUCAGAUCAUAUAUAGAUCUUUUAAGAUCUGAACAAUAGCAGCAAGCUAUUCGUUUGAUCUUGAAAUAUCAAAUUUUGAUAUUGUUCAGAUGUUCCAGGAGCAUUGUUCAGAUUUUAUUUUCAGAUCUUUUAUCUCUUAUAUCAAUCAAACCAAUAUCAUGUUUUGAUCGUCAGUACUUCGCCUCUACCCGGGUUGCGAGCCUUCUCCAUGAGCCAUCGAUCGGUGAUUGGCUAAUGAAUACAUAAGACUUCAAGUGCCUCCAAAAUGUAAGCUUAGGCUAAGUUAAAAAUAUUGAAUAAAGAGGAUUCUGGUUUUAACCACCAAGUGAUACGCAUCGUGCAUGGGAAAGAAAGCCAAUUGAAGAACGAUAUUAUAUGGCGACCGUGACAUUGCGAGUGCAUAAUUAAAACUAGUGCGAUGGGAAAAUCCCAAUCGAAGAACACCAAUCAGAACGGCGACCCGCAGGUUACCGUUAUUCAAAAUCAAGAGCAGCAUAGUGAGGAACUCGAAGUGCAAACCUUGCUACUAUGGCUAAUUCUGAUUGUCGCGUGUGUUCAGCUAGUGAUUACGCUGUAUAAAGCGUACAAGUAAAGAGAAAAGAAGAUCGCGCUAAAUGCGGCUAGAUCGAUCGCGGCCCUAAAUGUGGUGUAAAGAGUGUAAUGACUGAGCUUGAAAAUUGAACAGUUGAAAAAUAGUUGAAACAUCCCAAGUAACAAUUUUAAUUUUAUCAAAGUUUUUUAGCGAUUCAAAAAUCCUAAACAUAAAACCAUUGAUGCCGACUUGAAAAUGCUCUCGAGUUCUUGUAUGCCUCAAUAAGCCCACGUUCUGUCUAGUUUAUAAGACUCAAUUAUUUUGGCCCCGGGACCACUCCGUUCCGGAAGGGACCGGACACAAGCUCCCGCCUGCUGGUCUUAGCCGCGGCAGGCGAUUGGAGUGGGCAGUCAAGACCUCUUUUAGUCCCGGGUCUCAGGGCGUUAGGCGAGGGGAGUCUUCGGAGUGCGAGUGUCCUAAAACUGGGAAUAUAAGGUGCAAAUUUACAUUUAUUACGACGACUUACAUGUGGGUGUGUCUGGGGUGGCGUUGAUCGGGCGUGGAACAGCGUUGGCCGCGAUGCAGAGGAGCGCUCCAGCAAAACGCGGCGUCGGCCGCGGUGAAGAACGGCGAGGGUACGACGCAAAGCGGCGUUGGCCGCGAUGAAGAGCUGUGUAGAGCGACGUUGGCCGCGUCGAGGAUCGGAGUUCGCCGCGCAGAAGGGCGGCGUUGGUGCGCCACGUGGUGGUGGCCGUAGCGGAAAAUAGCGUUGAUCUCGACCCAGAUCGGUGUGGGCCGCGGAAAAGCGCGGCGGAGCACGGCGCAGGCCGCGAUGGGGCCUGGCGUUGGCCGCGGUGUAGAACGGUGUGGGCUCCGUCGGGAAUCACAGCUGGCCACAGAGGCCGGCGGCGAAGAUUAUCGUUGAGCGGUGGUGGCCGUGGUGAAUAACAGGAUGGGCCUGGGCAAAAAUAGGUGUGUGCCACGGUAAAACGAAGCACAGUUCAGCGUGGGCCGCGAAGAACAGCGCCGCGUCGGCGGCGUCGAGGAUCGCCGUUGACCACCGAGACGGGUGGCCAGGACCACGGCUAGGAUCGGCCCUGAGCGGCUGGCGCCGCAGCGACAACCAACGUUGUCCGUGACGAAAAACGGCUAAACUUUGCUCCUGUUCGCUUCUGGAACGGUGAGGGCUCACUAAUCGUUGAGACUCGAUGCAAAAAUCGGCCCUUGGAGCUGGCCGGGGAAAUCACUAGACCCUCGUGGUGGGUCGGAACCUUCAGGGCUCCGGGGAAUGACUCCCAAGCAGAUCGUUUGCUCUGCACCGGAAAACUUGAGCCGAAACUUCUCUACCUUUUUUCCCACGAUCGUCACACUUCAAUGGUAGCUAAUUAACUGCCCUCGCCUCAUCAUCCCACUCGCUGUCACGGUCGCCCACUCGCGAUCGGUAACCCAGGACAGCUAGCGUUUAUCCAUUUCCUGGGCUACAGGUAACUCCCCUUUGCUGUCGCACUUGCCAAGGUCUCUCAUUCGUGGCGGUGCGUUUGUUUUAUCGCAGCCACCCACAGAUAGAUUUAAAUGCGCCGUUGUGGUUGAUCUAAUCUUACAUUAUUAAUCCCUACCGUCUCGCACUCUUCAUUUUUCAAAAUGUUGCCUGUCGGUAACAUAUCCCCCCUCUGGUCAAGCAAAAAUAAUUACAAUAUUAACAAAGGAGUAACAUUGGAAAGUGUAGCCUAAUGUAAACUAAUAAGAGGAUGAACAAUGGACAAAUCUGUACAAAAAAAACAUCAUUCGCUAGAAAUCAGUGUGCAAAAAAACGAAUAAAUAAUAACAAAAAGAAUUUAUAACCAAUUCGAACAAAACAUGCAUUGUUUACAACACCACAUCACGAGUAUCGAUUUACUAUAGCGGUCAAAAUUCCCAAUCGUUGUUCGAAUCACAACAAUUAACAUUGAACAAAUCGGGGCUCGUCCGGACGAGUCUUCACAAUAAACACAAUACGCGACACAAUCGAUUCCACAUCUACAACACACGCAUCGACC
Molecule: messenger RNA, 4083 nt
Organism: Aedes albopictus (Asian tiger mosquito)
Lineage: Eukaryota; Metazoa; Arthropoda; Insecta; Diptera; Culicidae
Exons: 2
Coding region: 1-816 (271 amino acids)
Source: RefSeq, a predicted model, not a curated record